CAUACACUAGUUAGGUGUUGAUUGGACCCUAUACUAUUUCGGAGCAAAUGAUAAAACCUUAAUCAAGGUUCAAUACCCUAUCGUGGCCACCAAUCAAAAUAUGUUCAACAUGCUCGUCUGCACUCGACAACUUCAAUUCGAGCCCGAUGCUGCGCCUGUUCUCGCGGUCGUUGCCGCUGCGGCAGACGUCCUUCCUUCACAAAUCCAUGUAUUCUACGAAGAAUACGCAUGUGAGCGACAUGCCCGUGACGUCCCUUCCGAUCUCGAAAUCAACGUUGCGCGCGCUGACUGAAGUCAUGGGGUAUGAGCUGCUGACCAAAGUCCAAGCGACGACGCUUCCUGUGAUCUUGGAAGGCAAAGAUGUUCUCGCCAAGUCCAAGACAGGCACGGGCAAGACCAUGGCGUUCCUCAUCCCGACCAUCGAGACCCUUGCACACUCCCAUCUGCACAAGAAGGAUAAGAACAACAUUUCCGCGCUCAUUCUGUCGCCGUCGCGCGAGCUCGCGACGCAGAUCGAAGUGGAGGCCAAGAAACUGUCGACAUUUCAUCCGAUUCACAUUGCUUGCGUGGUGGGGGGCGUGCCCAUGAACAAGGACUUGCGGCGGUUGAGCCAUCCCGACGGCAUCGACCUCUUGGUCGCGACCCCCGGCCGCCUCCAGGACCAUUUGAACAACGACCAUGGCGACUUGGUUAAACGACUGGCAGGCAUUCGCAUCCUCGUGCUCGACGAAGCGGAUCGAUUGCUCGACAUGGGGUUCCGUCGAGACAUUGAAAAGUUGCUGCAGUAUCUACCCGUGGCAAGGCGCCAAACGCUAUUGUUUUCGGCCACGUUGCCGUCGUCGUUGGAGCAGAUUCAGCGGCUGGCCCUCAAGACAAACCAUGUGUUUAUCGACACGGUGGGGGAGGACGAGGACCAGACGAACGUGCACGUCAAGCAGAGCGUGGUCACGUGUCCGUUCGGCGAUCACAUUGCCGCGCUGGACAAGCUUCUGGACGCGCACAUUCAAAGCGCACCCGACGGGUACAAGAUCAUCGUGUUUUUUCCCACGGCCCGCGCCGCGGGGUUCAUGGCGCAGCUGUUCCUGCAUGCAGGGUACCCCGUCCUUGAAAUGCAUUCGCGCAAGUCGCAGCCGCAUCGCACGAAAACGGCGGCGAACUUCCGCGCCAAGGACAACCAGAUCUUGUUCUCGUCCGACGUGUCGGCCAGAGGCGUCGACUACCCCGGCGUCACCCUCGUGAUCCAAGUGGGGCUCACGGAGAAGGAACAGUACAUCCACCGUCUCGGACGCACCGGUCGCGCCGGCAAAGCUGGCGAAGGCGUGUUGCUGCUGUCGCCGUUUGAGACACCGUUUUUGAACGAGUUGAACGACCUUCCUCUGGCCAAGAUGGCCCUUGCAAAUGGAAAGCCGCCGCGAGUGGAAGAGUCCAUGCGACGCGUGCAGUCCAACGCCGAGCUGCGCAAGGCCGCUGAGCAAGCGUACCAAGCGUGGUUGGGGUACUACAACUCGAACCUGAGACGGCUCAAGAUGACCAAGGAUCAGCUUGUGGACACGGCUGAGGAGUACAGUCGCAUUGUGGGACUGGAUGAAGUGCCCGCGUUGCAGAAGAGCACCAUUUCCAAGAUGGGAUUGCAAGCGGGGGCAGCGGACGUGGCCGUGCCAGCAAUGGUGGACGUGGUGGCGCAAGUGGCGGUGGACGUGGACGUGCCAGUAGCAGUGGACGUGGAGGUGCCAGUAGCGGUGGCCGUGGUGGCGGCAUUAGUGGCGGACGUGGAGGUGGACAUUCGCCGCCACGACCAAGAUGGUAGUUGUCCCUUGAGCAACGAAAUAGUAUCCCAGUAA
Messenger RNA from Aphanomyces astaci, 1841 nucleotides. RefSeq lists its product as hypothetical. Gene Ontology annotation, molecular function: ATP binding; nucleic acid binding. Lineage: Eukaryota; Oomycota; Saprolegniomycetes; Saprolegniales; Verrucalvaceae. The transcript has 2 exons. The coding region runs from base 147 to 1841 and encodes 564 amino acids. The record is from RefSeq and is a predicted model, not a curated record. Gene Ontology annotation, cellular component: mitochondrion.